AUGGACGAUCUAUCGGGCCAACCACCCGAACCGCGCGAGGAUCGUGGACCUCGCAUUCCUCCUGCUAAACUCUCAUCGAUCAACCCCGAACCAACAAUAUCCCUCUUCUUCAAACCAACCAAAGACUCCUCUUUGGUCCUCCUUGAUGGCAAAUUCUCUCGAGAUGCCGCCAUGAUCUUCUGCGACCGGAUUCGUCACGACCUGAUGGACAACAACCGAAAAUCCUUCACUGUUGUUGGUGGUAGCUUGAAAGGUCUCAAGGAGGUUUUGGCUUGGAUCAAUCAGUGCGUUGCCGAGCAGAACAUCGUCAAGUUCAAAGAUUUCGAUGACAACGCACCCAACUUAUUCACCACCUACGCCAAUGUCAUCAUCUCUGCUCACUACCUGGGUAUUCCGCCGCGGGACCUCUCCGACCAUAUUGUCAAACGCAUGUCUGCCGUUGCUCGGAAACACCUCAUGAGUUGGGCUGAAGUCGAAUGGUUCUACACGACCCCUCUACUAGCGACACUUCCCGACGAGAAAGAAAAUUCUGUCCGUGGAGUUGCUGGUGCUUCCGUGUUCUGGGCGUGGUGGAAUGGCAAGCUUGACGAGAACGAGACCCCUGAAGACAUGAUGAUGUUGAGCGUUUUGAGGCAGGAGAUCGGCCAGUUGGACAAGGAUCUGCAUGAGUGGUGUGAGAGAAACGAGGUUGAAGUGAGAAAGAAGUGGGAAGAGAAGGACAAACUCAAGAAGUCCGGCGUUUAUGCAAAUGGCUAUUGUGGCGGAAAUGGUCAUGCCCUGGACGGAGCCAGUGGAGGAGGGGAUGGAGGUGGAUGGGAUGAACCAGCAACUGUGACUCCGGGAGGUACCAAUGGCUGGGACACCUUCAGCAGCGAAGGACCCCUUGGCCCGCCCAAUUCAGUCGCAACCCAAGACUCCGGCGUCGACGUGGCUUUUGGUGGUAAGAACAGUGCUGCUUUGCCUCCUCUACAUGAGAUGGAUGGGAUCAACGGGGCCGGUGACUGGGCUGAAGAGGUUAGCGAGAUCACUCGGCUCAACAACCAGCAGUGGUAG
This is a messenger RNA of Fonsecaea nubica, 1053 nucleotides long. RefSeq lists its product as hypothetical. The record is from RefSeq and is a predicted model, not a curated record. Lineage: Eukaryota; Fungi; Ascomycota; Eurotiomycetes; Chaetothyriales; Herpotrichiellaceae. The coding region runs from base 1 to 1053 and encodes 350 amino acids. The transcript is spliced from 3 exons.